Papaver somniferum (opium poppy) is the source of this 1466-nucleotide messenger RNA. RefSeq lists its product as uncharacterized. Lineage: Eukaryota; Viridiplantae; Streptophyta; Magnoliopsida; Ranunculales; Papaveraceae. Bases 343 to 993 code for a protein of 216 amino acids. The transcript is spliced from 3 exons. The record is from RefSeq and is a predicted model, not a curated record.
AGCUGUCUUCUAUAAACUGCCACCUCGUCACCCUCACAUCCAAGGCCACCAGAAGGGGCGGUCAUCCCUAGGAAGAUUGUGCGAAGGAAAGAUAUUUUUUUAUCAGGAAAGUUAUGGCACGAGAAGUCCAGCAUCUUUGGAUGUGAUUCUGAAAGUUCCACAGUGAAGUCUAUUUCAGGAAAUCUUUUGGGAGAGUUGUCUCAUAGACUCAUAUUGAGUUAUUAUGAACGAGACGUGAAAGAAUUAACUCUCUCAUGUGUUACUGAGCCGAAAGUUCAGGUGACCAAGCAAGGGGUGAAGAGGGAGCGUCAACAAAGUGGGGCUUCUAUCCCAUGUACAAAAAUGAGUUUGAUAAAGACCGUCCCUGAGAAGAAUAUAAUGGAGAUCUGUGACGGUCCAGAAGAUGUCAGAUCUAUGAAAUUUGAUGGCGAUGUUACUACUGCCACAGUUGCCACCCCAUGUGAAAAAAGAUCGAAAGAAACAGCUUGUGAAAAGACCAAAGAGAAUAGUGAGACCGUCAACAGAAUAGGGAAAAGGAAACGGAAUGGACAUGCUGAGCGCCUUAAAAAGUGGAAACUAAAUCAGAAGGCAACCGCAGAUCUUGAUGACAGUUUAAGUACCAGCAAAGCUGGGAAAAGGGAACGGCGUGAAAAAGAUGGUGAGCACCCGAAAAAGAAGACAACCCCGAAACUUGUUGGUCAUGUUAGAGUCAACAACGCAGGGAAAAGGGAUCAGGGUGAAAAAGAUGCCGAGGGCCUGAAAAAGAGGAAACUCAAGCAGAAGACAAUCCCAGAACUUGAUGGUAAUGUUACUACGACUACUGCUGCUGCUGCUACAGUUAUCGCCCCAUGUCAAACAGGUUCGAAAGAAACUGCUUGUGAAAAGAUCAAAGAGAACAGUAAGAGCGUCAAUAAAGCAGGGAAAAGGAAACAUUGUGAUAAAAAUUCCAAGCGCCUAAAAAAGCGGAAACUAGAAGACAACCCCAGAACUUGAUGGUAGUGUUACCUUUAAUGCCACAGGUUCCGCCCCAUGUCUGACGAGCUCUAAAGACACGUCUUCUGAGAAGAUAUCAGAGAAUGGUGAUAUUAUCAUGGCGAGCAACAACAAGGAGGGAACAGCAAUAAAAACGCUCUAAAGGAUGCAUAGAAGAGUGGAAUGAUAAAAAAGAAAGGAGGACAACCUCUCAUUUAGAAGGCCAAACUCUGGUGUAAAAGAAUACCUGCAACUGUGGACGAUAAAAAGAAGAGAUAAACAACACCUUGCUCAGAAAGCAAGUUUUCGUGCUAGAUCUGAAGUUUUCUAGUUAUUUGUUGUAUUGGUACUAUAGUCUGAAUCCACUUGAAGUUUUCUAGUUGUUAUUUGUUGUAUUGGUACUAUAAUCUGAACUCACCCAAUUUUGUGCGUCUAAAGCAAUAUAGACACUAGGAGCUUCAAUCAAUCAUGGGGUGUCCCCCUUAGUAACAUCU